AUGGCACUAAACUGCGCGCCCGUGUCUAUACUCCUUUUGGGAUGUCUCACAACGCUCUUAACUAUUCGGGUAACUUUCCAACUCACCACGGGAGGUGACGACCAGAAUUUUACACAAAUAGUCGCACAACACGGUUAUAUUAGUAAAAACUACACUGUACAGACAGAAGACGGAUACCUUUUGAACUUAUACAGGAUUAGUUACAGUGCUAAAUGUGUUGGUGAAAAAUCAAAAACACCAGUGUUACUUAUAAAUGGCCUGUUGGCUAGUGCGGACUGCUUUUUGGACGCUGGAGUUGACAAUGGACUACCUUACCUCUUCGCAGACUCUUGCUAUGAUAUCUGGGUAGGCAAUGCUCGGGGCACGUACGAUGGCAGGAGGCAUAUAACCCUGGACCCUGACAGGGACACAGCCUUCUGGGAUUUCUCAGUCGACGAAAUUGGAAAAUAUGACUUACCAGCCACCAUCGAUUUAGUGUUAAACCAAACUGAGGAACCUCAACUCAACUAUAUUGGUGUUUCGCAAGGCUCAGGGAGUUUUUUCGUGAUGUGUUCCGAAAAACCUGAGUACAGCGAUAAAGUGAAAGUCCUCAUCGCACUGGCGCCAGCGACCAAAAAUACGCACACAAAAUCCGUAUUAUUCAGGACUCUGGCCACGUUUAUACGGGACUACCAAAAUAUUUUACAAAAAAUAGGCAUGGUAGAGUAUAUGUGGAAGGGAAUGCUGGAUCCAAUAAAUUUGCUUAGCCAGUAUAUACCUGAGGUGCUGUAUAAUAUCAUAUCAAUUAUAGAUGCGCCACAUCCCUCAUCAUUAUCAACGGAAACCUUGAAGUUGGCAUUGUCGCAUUUCCCGGCAGGAACUUCGACCAAAAACAUGGUUCGAUACGGACAAAGUAUAAAUGUUGAUAGGUUCUGUAAAUUUGAUUAUGGCCCAGAGAAAAACAUGAAGUUGUAUGGAGGAGAUCCGCCUGAAUUUAACUUGUCAGCCGUUACAGUACCAACUUAUGUUUUCCAGGGGAAGAACGAUGGCUUAGUGGACAUCAUUGACACGGAGUGGCUUGUAAGCAAACUACCUAAUCUUAAAGAGUUUGUGGUCAUGGAAGAUCCUCUCUGGAAUCAUUUCGAUAUGGUGAUCAAUAGGAAUAUAAGUAGUGCGUUGUUUCCAAAGAUAUUGAAAUACCUAAACCUUUAUAACGACAAUAGACAAAGUACCUACACGAUAGAAUAUAGUAAUGUGACUCUAAGUUGA
This is a messenger RNA of Cydia amplana, 1248 nucleotides long. RefSeq names its product lipase member K-like. Gene Ontology annotation, biological process: lipid metabolic process. NCBI's taxonomy places the organism in Eukaryota, Metazoa, Arthropoda, Insecta, Lepidoptera, Tortricidae. The record is from RefSeq and is a predicted model, not a curated record. Bases 1 to 1248 code for a protein of 415 amino acids. Gene Ontology annotation, molecular function: hydrolase activity, acting on ester bonds. The transcript has a single exon.